This is a messenger RNA of Penicillium verhagenii, 4713 nucleotides long. Its product is annotated as CCR4-NOT core ubiquitin-protein ligase subunit MOT2. Gene Ontology annotation, biological process: protein ubiquitination. The record is from RefSeq and is a predicted model, not a curated record. The transcript is spliced from 5 exons. NCBI's taxonomy places the organism in Eukaryota, Fungi, Ascomycota, Eurotiomycetes, Eurotiales, Aspergillaceae. Gene Ontology annotation, cellular component: CCR4-NOT complex. Bases 1 to 4713 code for a protein of 1570 amino acids. Gene Ontology annotation, molecular function: ubiquitin-protein transferase activity; RNA binding.
AUGUCGAGUCGCCAACAGAUUGACUCCGUCAUCGAUGAUGAUGAUGAGUUCUGCCCCCUUUGUAUCGAAGAGUUCGACCUUUCCGACAAGAACUUUAAGCCAUGUCCCUGUGGAUAUCAGCCCCCUUCAGUCGUACUUAUCAACAUGUUUAAUAUACAGAUUUGCCAAUUUUGCUACAACAAUAUCAAAACGCACAGUGAAGAGGGUCGAUGCCCAAACUGCCGCCGUGCUUACGAUGAUAGCACUAUCCAAUACAAGAUUCCGGACGUGGAAGAGUUCAAAGCGGAUCUUGCAUUGAAGCAUCGAAAGGCAGCUGCAGCCAAGAAGAAGGAAGCCGAAAAGCGUGAGAUUGAGGCGUCUAGUAGGAAGAAUUUGGCAGGCGUUCGUGUUGUGCAGAAAAACCUGGUUUAUGUCAUAGGCCUCAAUCCGACAAUUCGGGACGAGAACCUGCUGCUGCAAACGCUUCGAGGCCCGGAAUAUUUUGGACAAUAUGGCGACAUUGAGAAGAUCGUGGUGAGCAAGGCCAAGCCUGGUGGCAACCCACACCAGGGAAUUGGCGUUUAUGUCACAUUCGCCCGCAAGUCGGAUGCUGCGAGGUGUAUCCAAGCUGUUGAUGGCUCUUCGAACGGCGAUCGUGUUCUGAGGGCCCAGUAUGGCACAACCAAGUAUUGCUCGUCUUUCCUUCGCAACGAACAGUGCAAUAACCGCAACUGCACGUUCUUACACGAGACUGGCGAAGACAGCGAGAGUUACAGUCGCUCCGAUCUCUCAUCCAUGAAUACCUUAUCCAGCCAACGUCAGCACCCGCCGAACAUCCCACAACCCCGCCCUGCACCGUCAAUCACCCACACCAUGCGCCGGCAACCGAGUAAGGAUGACUCUCUCAGUGGGCGCUCCGGCGCCCCUGAUGGACCCGCACUCCCCUCGUCCGCUAGUUGGGCAAAUAAGGAUCAUCCCAUAGUAAGGGCCCGACGAACCAGCUUAACAGGCAGCCAAGCGUCCCAGAGCCCGCGCCCUGCUUCUGUAUCUGUUGCGAUAGCCGCCGAGGAGCCCAAGCGUAUCGAGAAGCCCUCGCCAAUCGUUCAGCCAGUACAGCGAACGUCCCCAUCCGAGACGCGGUCACCAAUUGCUCCACCCGAACCUACCGAGAAGCCUAUUGUUGAAACACCAAGUGCGUUCGAUACGCUAAUCCAGGAUUUGAUGUCUCCCGAAUUUCGAUUCGUGUUUUCGGCCUCCGACCUUCCCGCGGACGAAGUUAAACACAUCCAGAACUACCCUUCCUUUAUUGACCCUUACGGUGGCGUGAAGCGCCGUGCUAUGCGUGAGAAAGCGGAGGCAGAGCGCGCUAGUCGUGAACACGAGAUUCUACAAACCGCCGAAACUGCUGCGGCAGAAGAGGAUAGUAGGGAAGCCGGCAGUCUGCAGCUUGGGGGAGAGCCAGAAGAUGUUAAUCCUCCUCGUGGUCGCCAAACCCGUGAGUCCCAUGGUGCUAUCCAACCUCCAUCUCAGCAAGGCACAGCCGAUAACUCUACUGUUGGAUCUCCCGUUUCAGCCACAAGCCAUCAAUUCCACGGACUCAACCUCGCUGGCCGUAGCUUGACCCCCCUUCAACAGCAGCAGUUGAUGCUCCUCAAGUCUGCCGGUAAUCAGCAAGCUGGUAUUUCGGAUGCCUCAAGCUCUGCAGCUUUGGAUCAAGCUGCCCAGGCCCGCCAGGGUGCUCUGCAGAACCAAAUGGCCGCCCAAUAUGCGCUUCAAGCCCAAAACAGACAAUCAUCCCGGUUUGCCUUUACCAACGAUGUCAAUCCAAAGAAUAUCAGCAAUGCUCGGAUGUUGAACCAGAUGCAGCAGCCCGGCACCCCUAAUCCACUCUCAGCACCAAGCCCUCAGCACGGUCUCGCCGGAAGCUUUUAUGCAAGUGGAGUUCAGGGCCCCCCUCCGGGUUUGAAGACAGCAGGAACUCCUCCUAUCAGUGGUGGUGGCAUGUUCGCACAGGGCCAUGGUUUUACUUCAAAUACCAACAUGGGACUGGGAACAAACACUGGAAAACAUGAUGCGACACCGGAAUCGAUGCGUGAAUUAUUACGAGGCCGAAGUGGGGCCAAUAUUGGUGGUGUGCAAGGCCAGGAGGCUACAAAGCGUGAGUUCAUGUUCCCUUUCCUUCAACAGCACCAAACCCCACCUCCCCUGACUCCUGUCAAUGGCCUUCUCAGCUCUUUCUAUGGGUCCCAGGCGGGUACACCACCUGACUCUGGUGGCUCACAGAAGCAGAAGAAGAAGGGAAAGAAGCACAGACACGCUAACACUUCCUCCGGUGGAGGUGGUGUAGUAGAUCUUGCAGACCCGAGCAUUUUACAGGCGAGAAUGCACCAGGUCGGUGUCAAUGCUACUGCUGGACAAGCGUUGUAUGGGAGUCAGGGUCAAGGUGGGUACAACCCCUCGAUGAUGUACGGCGUCGCUACCCUCGGCUUGACCCUCCUUGCCCUUCACUGCUCAUUCAUAUUACCUGCACCUCUCACACGUUGCUUUGCCGCGGGACUGGAUGCUAACUGGGAACCAAUAGUGGAUGAUGACUUCCCUCCCCUCACCAGCCAUCUGAAGGAUAACCAACCUAUUGAUACAUUUGGUUUCUUGAAAUCGCAACUUCCAAGUGAUUCUGCUGGCCGUGCUGGGACUCCAACCCUUCCACCAGGCCUUCCUUUACCCCAUGCUCACCCAGCAUCUGCCAUCUUCCAAGAACAAAGGGGCUCAUCGAACCCAGCCUCACCAACUCCCCAUGUGCCUCCUGGGCUUGGCACCACUCCAUCUCACUCCCGUCCAAUAAGCCCUGAGCUUGGUAUGCGCACCGGAAAUUCGUCGGCUCGCAACAAGGAUGCUUCCCAGAUCUCUCUUGGAUCACCGAUUGCCAAACCGAUUCGUAAGCCUCGCCUCAAUACCAAAGUCGACAUCUCCGGACUCGCCGAUGACAAAGAGACAGGUGGAUUGGAUAGCCCCCUUGUGGGCUCAAAAGCCAGUCCUGCCACCCUAAGCAUGCCGCUUGCUUCGCAAGAGACAUACUCUCUGCAGUCUGAACGCGUCCUUUCUGGGACGUUCGCGUCUAGAGCAGAUUCUGUCUCGGCUGUCUCGGCUGUCGCGUCACGACCAAACACACCCUUCACCACGACUUCUCGCGUUUCUGAUUCUUCAAUUCCUCGACAAACACGCAUUCUCCGUGUCGUGGAUACUCCCAAAUACGACACAUCUCGUCUUAUUGGAACGACGCCAUCGGCUACCAAUUCAGUUGCCGGUACCGGUCGGCUGGGUUCCCCCCGACACAGUGUCUCUUCUCUCAGCAGAUCGGAUACACCUGGGGACUUUGGCUCUGAGAUCGACAUGUACCACUCCGGCUCUGUCUCUCGUUCAGGCUCCCCUCCGGCUUCCAGUCGGAUUGGAUCUGCUCCGGUCCGCGCAGUCACUAAGAGUCAGGCCAAGAAAGAACGCAGACAAAAAGCAAAGGAAGCCGACGCUAAAAAGGCCGAAGUUGCUGUGGCGGAGGAACCCGUUCAAGCUCCAAUCAUGGGUAGAAAGCGCAAGACCAAGAAGGCACCUUCCAGCGCCCCUGAAACCACUGAUGUUGCACCGGCUCCCGUUGAGACCAUGAGCCCUGUCAAGCCUAUCAAAACCUUUGUGGAAUCGGCCAAGAAGGCUGAACCAAAAUUCGAAUCACCCAAGAAGGUCAAGGUCAAGGAGGUAGUAGUGAUGGAAGAGAGCAAGGCACCCUCUGUGGAAGACGAGCCUAUUGAACCCAAGACUCCACCCGAGGCUUGGCACUCUCAAAACACCGUUGAGCAACUUAUCAAAGAUUCCGAGCAGUCUGGUCGUUCGAUUAAAGAUCUAUUCAUGGAACGGACGAAGGCAUUGCAUGUACUGCUUGCAGAGAUGCACAGAGAUGGCGAUCUUGAUCUCAACACCAGCUCCUUAUUCAACCCUGCCAAUCUCAGCCAACGUGUUGACAUGAAGUGUACAUCUGAUGACUACGAGGAGUUGAAGCAGCCUACGGAACUUACUGAAGAGCACCGAAAGGCUCUUCUACGCGGUGAGCCUAUCCGUGUGGGUACUCAGUCCCUCAAGAACCGCUGCCUCAUUACUCCUCGUGGCUGUUUACUUCGACACCUUGACCUCGAUGAGGAAGAGCGAUACCUUCGACUGGAGAAGAAUCGGAAUGGAAUGGUUGAUCCCUUUAAUGUUGGCGACGACUCCAGCAAUAUCAACGGGGGACUGGAGGCACUCUUCGUGUCCCCGGAGAAGUACAAUAUUUGUUGGGUUGAUGACGCUGUGGCCCAGAUGGGAAGCACCUCACCCGUCCUCGAAACCUCGGAUUCCAUUAUUCCGCCUAAUGUCCUUUCUGCGAUGGAAGCUGACAGCACCCGCAGUCACGAUUGGGCUGUAGCUCACUCUGCUGAGCUUCUGCAGACUACCACAGCUGCUGUCCGUUCCUUUGCCGCCGCUACUGCCAAACAGAUGCUCGGCUCCGCUGGUCUUCCUGGCAGCAACCCCACCCUGGAGGACGUUGCCGCGAUGACUGAUGAAGAGCUUAAGAAUCUUACUAGCAAGUCGCAAAAGGAUCUGGAAAGCACACGCAAGGAAAUGGAAUUGCUCGAUAAGAAGUUCAACGGUCUUCUUCGCCGCAACAAGAAGCUUCAGCAACAGGCACUGUCUAUCGCUGAGUCCCCGUGA